CACACCAUUGGACGGAGACUGCUCGUGGGCUUCGUUCCGAGCUUCUGCAUGGUGCUGCAAGCCGUGGAUCAUCUGGGGCGCCUCGUCGUCCAAGGCUCGGCGGGAGGAGGUCCCAGCGUGCGGGGUCGGUAGCUGCCACCACACGAAGAACAGGACCUGCCUCGUUGCGUCCUCACUGUCCCCGUCAACUGGAAGGACUGAACAGGACCUCUAUUACUUCUGGGACGACGAGAUGGGUACAGCUCAGAGCACAGUGGGGCACGCCACAGCGUCGUCGGGCAGCCCGGGACUGGCUGUGCCGGACAAGGGGUGCUCGAGCCCGUCUUUCCACCAGCAGCAGCCUCGGCUCAGCGUCGGUCGCCGGUCGUCCUCCGUGGCUCCGGGCGCCGUGCUCGCCAUGGAGCUGGAGAUAUCCAAGCUCAAGGCGUCCCUCGAGCGCCGCGACCGGGAAAUUGUGCGUCUGAACAGAGAAGUCCACAAGCUGCAGUCGGUGCUGCAGGCGACGUCCAAAGAUGGCCGUCCGGACCUGCUGGCCACCAUUCACCAGCACCACUCGAUGGCCGGCCAGAGCACCCUGCAGAAGAAGCAGGGCGUCUCGGGAGAGAGCGCCACCUGCCGCACCCUGGUGCUGGAAGUGGACGUAUCGCACCACCCCAAGGACUUCAGGUCAAAGCAACUGAUCAAGGACGCCAUCAUGGAGAACGACUUCCUGAAGAACCUGGACUCGUCGCAGGUGCGAGAGGUGGUGGACUGCAUGUACCCGCAAGUGUUCGACGCUGGCACGCUGGUCAUCCGGGAAGGGGACGUCGGCUCGCACCUCUACGUCUCCGCGGAGGGCGAGCUGGAGGUUGAAAAAGACGAUCAGGUGCUGGGCCGCAUGGGACCCGGCAAGGCGUUCGGAGAGUUGGCCAUACUCUACAACUGCACCCGCACGGCAAGCGUCAAAGCGGUGACGAAGGCCAAAGUGUGGGUGCUGGACCGACGCGUCUUCCAGGCGAUCAUGAUGAAAACCGGACUUCAGAGGCAGGAGGAGAACAUCCAAUUCCUCAGAAGCGUCCCUCUUCUGCAGACACUUUCCAACGAGAUCCUGGCCAAGAUGUCGGACGUACUCGAAGUGGAUUUCUACCCUCCUGGCGUCUACAUCAUCCGACAGGGCACUUCAGGGGAUACUUUCUUCAUAAUCAGCCACGGAAAUGUGAAGGUCACGCAGCGGAUCGAAGGCACCAACCAGGAGGAGCAGAUCCGUGUUCUUGGCCGGGGAGACUACUUCGGUGAGCAAGCGCUGCUGAGAGAAGACAAGCGGACUGCAAAUGUUGUCUCCCUGGAGCCCGGUGUUGAAUGUCUGGCCCUGGACCGAGAAUCCUUCAUCCAACUUAUCGGAGAUCUCAGAGAGCUCCAGGACAAACACUACGACGACAGACUCCAGCUAAGACCGCCACAGAGGAUCACAAGCAAAGCUCUGGAAGUGGACUCCGAGGUGAAGCCUAUUCAGCUGGACGAUCUCGAAGUGCUGGCCACACUUGGCGUUGGAGGCUUUGGCCGCGUUGAACUGGUGCAGUAUGUACAGGACCGCAGCCGGACGUUCGCGCUUAAGUGCCUGACCAAGAAGCAUAUCGUGGAAACGCAACAGCAGGAGCACGUGCUGAGCGAAAAGGCGCUCAUGAUGAGUUGCCGCCAUCCGUUCAUCUGUCGCAUGUACAAGACGUUCCGAGACGAGAAGUACGUCUACAUGCUCAUGGAGGCAUGCCUCGGCGGGGAGGUCUGGUCGCUGCUCAGGGACAGGGGAGCAUUUGACGAGAAUACGACGAGAUUUUACACGGGCUGCGUGCUGGAAGCUCUGCAGUAUCUCCAUGACAAAAACAUCGUCUACCGAGACCUCAAGCCGGAGAACAUGGUCUUGGACUCUACCGGAUACGCAAAACUGGUGGAUUUCGGAUUCUCGAAGCGCGUUCCAGCCGGCCAGAAGACGUGGACCUUCUGCGGCACGCCCGAGUACGUGGCCCCGGAGGUUGUGCUAAACAAGGGCCACGACCGCUCGGUGGACUUCUGGUCUGUGGGCGUGCUAAUGUUCGAGCUGCUCGCGGGCGCGCCGCCCUUUGCUGCCGACGACCCGAUGAAGACGUACAACAUCAUCCUGCGCGGGAUCGACAUGCUCGACUUCCCACGCACCAUGUCGCGCAACGCCGUGUCGCUCAUUAAGCGGCUCUGCCGCGAGAACCCAUCCGAACGGCUCGGCUACCAGAAGGGCGGCAUCAUGGACAUCAAGAAACACAAGUGGUUCCAGGGAUUUGACUGGGACGGAUUACAAGCGCGGACACUGCAGCCUCCCUUUGAACCCCAGAUCCGAGGACCCGCAGACAGCUCAAACUUUGAUGUUUACCCCCGAAACUUUGAAAUCCCACCUGAUGAAACCUCCGGAUGGGAUGAGGACUUUUAACGCGUGACAUUUCCCCACACCUCUUCUGAGCACCCGAUAAAGCCCAGUGCAGACAGAAGUGUUUCUUCAGGCGUGCCAAGCAAUGCAUCACCCGGAAACGUUGCGUCUUUGAGAGACCAUUAACACUCAAUCACACGACUGUCAACAAAAGAAGCAACGUUAUCGAGUGGCUGAACUCCUGCACAUACAUCUACUAGCUGUCGUUUUAUCUAUUUAUGUAUUUUUGUGUUUAUUAGUUCAACAGAGUUGUGCCUCAAAUGCGUGCGCACGUUCGUGAGUGGCAUUCCCGGAUGUAUUUGAUGCCAAAGCCAGUGCCCUUUGCAUAGGACUAUGAUUCACUUGGGACCCAAAGAGAUACCAUAUCGACUUGAAUGCCACGAAUGGGUUACUGUGCCAAGACAGCAAGCGGGAUCUACUUAGCCUCACAGGCUGCCAAAGGCAGCGGUUCUUGUGUCUUCGCAUGUGCGCUGAAUGCGGUACUUCAGUUUCAUAACAAGAAAUGAUGCCGUGAAAGCUAGUUAGAGCCUCUCUGUUGGUCAUAUCUUCAUGUCCUGCUUUUUUGCUCAAUAUUAUACGUGUUCCGUAGCGUAUAUCAGCGCACCAAAAAGUUUAUUUAUAGCUACAGUAAUACAGCUUAUUUUUUUUAAGCACUGGUAUUUCCUGUAGUGUAGGCACCGUCAGUGCCGUGAAAGUAAAGCGCUGUCAUGAUAUUAGCAGUUUUGUGCGUGACAUGGCAUAUACAAGUGUUUUGUGCUUGAUGCACGCUUCUUUCAUAUCCUGUAUGAAACGACCAACUAAAUGAAAGGCAGCAGCUGGCCGAUGCUGGUGGCUGGUGCCUGUACUCAAAACGUAUUGUGUGUGGUCACGUAGCAGGCAAUCACGCUGACCAUAAUAUUCGCAGCUGAUCGAUUUACACGUUACAAGAACAACACGUGCUCGAAGACGAUGGCAAUUGGUGCCUUGUUGUACGUACAAUAGGAAGUGCGGGUUUCGAAAACUCACCAAGCACGACUGUUACUAGUCUUCACAUUUGGCUGAGGUUAUCCUAUUCAUCACGGAUAUUACCAUAGACAUUACAUGACGCGCAGCAGUUUGAUAAUGAACAACUACUAGAGACAGUGCUCUAUACGGAACAAAGGCAACUACAACGAGUGCGCAUUUCGCAGUUUAAUGAUGUACGGUAACGUGUUCGCGACUAUUCUAGUUAUCUGUAUUCUCAUAAAUUGUCCCGUUAGCAGCAUUAAGGUCAACUCAAAUACAAUUGAACUGCUCGCCUUGCUCACAUUCGAACACUAAUGAGUCGUCACCUCAAAGGGAGUCAACACGAAGUGUAUGUGCUAUAAAUAUCGUUACCACAUAACUGCUACGCCAGAAUGUGUCCUCGAAGUCAAAAGAACAUGGUUAAUCACCGCAAAAAAAAAAAAAAAAUUCAGCACAACACCUGUCUGCAGUACUUUCGCUAGCACGAACAAACUUUGCCUCCUUAUUUUGUAACUCUGUCCACGUAUACUUCUUUACUUGACCACAACAACUAUAAGAGCACAAGAUGCACAUGUGGAACACUUGUGCGAGAAGCCAAGGUGACACAGUACGUUGGUUGUAUUGGUGAAAGACGUUAUAUGUGUGGAUAUUUUUUUCAAGGUUGUUUUGUUUGCACAAAUAAACUGGGAAAACCUGUCCU
Molecule: messenger RNA, 4118 nt
Organism: Dermacentor silvarum
Lineage: Eukaryota; Metazoa; Arthropoda; Arachnida; Ixodida; Ixodidae
Product: cGMP-dependent protein kinase 1
Exons: 16
Coding region: 233-2437 (734 amino acids)
Biological process (GO): protein phosphorylation
Molecular function (GO): ATP binding; cGMP-dependent protein kinase activity
Source: RefSeq, a predicted model, not a curated record